This is a messenger RNA of Notodromas monacha, 321 nucleotides long. The record is from the annotation of a GenBank genome assembly. Lineage: Eukaryota; Metazoa; Arthropoda; Ostracoda; Podocopida; Cyprididae.
AUGGUGACUUUUGAAAUGUUGUAUGAAAGAGGGUUGACCAUGGGGCGUUUGUGGAAGACGAGCGUUUUAUUGAUUCUCGCCAUCCUGGUCCUGACAAAGGAUGAUCAGCACAGCCUGAGCAGUUUCGCAAUGACCACCAGUGUUCAUGCUGCUGCUGAUUCCGACUCAAGUAUUGUUGGUCCUGAUAUGCUUGCUUAUUCUGGACAACACCAUCAUGAUUCUUCAGCUCGUCGACGAAGAUUUAAUGCUCAACCCAGACUUACCCUAGAUGAAGAGGACGACUUCAUGGCUCUCGUGGAGGCGGAACUAAAGUUUUUAUAA